Messenger RNA from Danio aesculapii, 4637 nucleotides. It is a transcript of the gene prkcbp1l, whose product is annotated as protein kinase C binding protein 1, like. The transcript has 20 exons. Gene Ontology annotation, molecular function: protein binding. Bases 599 to 3934 code for a protein of 1111 amino acids. The record is from RefSeq and is a predicted model, not a curated record. Gene Ontology annotation, biological process: regulation of DNA-templated transcription. NCBI's taxonomy places the organism in Eukaryota, Metazoa, Chordata, Actinopteri, Cypriniformes, Danionidae.
GAGACCUCGGCUCACUCUCUGACCAGUUAUCUCCACAUUCACAGCUGCCUUUCUCUUUAUUUGGUCUGUUUGUGAGGACCUCUGCUUGUCUCAGAUCGUUCUAGAAGAUCUGGUUUCGGAGGCCGGUUUGCUUGCAGAUUGGUGCUUUUCUUCCUCUUUACCGGAUCAGCCUCAGGACUUCCUGUUUCUUUGAUUUCUGUGUAGGGAUCUGGAUUUUUCAGCCACACAGUUGGCUUGACCUUUCUGAAGCCAGCAGGAAAAGAGAGGCCUAGUGGAUGGGAGUUUCUGACGCGACUUGGCCCUAAUGUGAAACUACAUCCAUGUGGCUUCUUUCGGCCUCGCAUUAAAGUCCAAAAUGGAGAGCCCUCAGGCCCUUGGGUGCACGCUUAGAUGUGUGUUUCCCUCCUCAGACAUCUUAUGUCUAAUUCAGAUUUGCUGAAGCGGAUAUUCUUUCUCCUAAUGUCAUUACUGUCAUUUCUGACACACUCUGCUGAAUACUUAUGACUUUACAGAUUUUUAUUUUUUUUGCUGGAAUAUUUUCUUGUGAAAAAGUUCGGCUGUGGAGGAAGUAAAGACGGAGUCCGAUGCUGUUGACGGGAUGGAGGUGUCCGAGCCACCCAAAGCCGUCUCUGAUGUAGAAUCAACAGAGAAGAAGAGAAAAGCACCCAGUCCUCCACAUUCCUCAAAUGGACACUCUCCCUCCGACACGUCACCCAGUCCCACAAAGAAGAAGAAGAAACCAGGAUUAGUCAACAGCAAUAAAGAUCAAUGUGAGCUCAGACAUGGUCCCUUUUACUAUGUCAAGCAGCCCGCACUCACCACAGACCCUGUUGAUGUUGUACCGCAGGACGGGCGGAAUGACUUCUACUGCUGGGUAUGCCACCGCGAGGGCCAGGUGCUCUGCUGUGAGCUCUGCCCGCGCGUCUACCACGCCAAGUGCCUCAAACUGGCCGCUGAGCCGGAGGGCGACUGGUUCUGUCCAGAGUGCGAGAAAAUAACAGUGGCUGAAUGCAUUGAGACUCAGAGUAAAGCAAUGACCAUGCUGAAUCUGGAGCAGCUGUCCUACCUGCUGAAGUUUGCACUGCAAAAGAUGAAACAGCCAGGGACUGAACCAUUUCAGAAGCCAGUGUCACUGGAUCAGCACCCAGAUUAUGCCGAAUACAUAUUUCACCCCAUGGAUCUGAGCACUCUUGAGAAGAAUAUCAAGAAGAAAAUGUAUGGUUGCACAGAAGCAUUUCUGGCUGACGUGAAGUGGAUUCUACACAACUGUAUCAUUUAUAAUGGAGGGAACCACAAGCUGACAGCAACUGCUAAAGUUAUUGUCAAGAUCUGUGAACACGAAAUGAACGAAAUCGAGGUUUGUCCGGAGUGUUACUUGUCCGCCUGUCAGAAGAGGGACAACUGGUUCUGUGAACCUUGUUCUCAGCCUCAUCCUCUGGUGUGGGCCAAACUGAAAGGUUUUCCCUUUUGGCCUGCUAAAGCCCUGAGGGACAAGGAUGGACAGGUGGACGCACGGUUCUUUGGGCAGCAUGAUAGAGCCUGGGUGCCAAUCAACAAUUGUUACCUCAUGUCUAAGGAGAUCCCCUUCUCCGUGAAGAAGACCAAAAGCAUUUUCAACAGCGCCAUGCAAGAAAUGGAGGUCUACGUGGAAAAUGUGCGCAAGAAGUACGGUGUGUUCAACUAUGCCCCAUUCCGAACGGCUUACACACCCAACAACCUGUUCCAGAUGCUGCAGGACCCUAAUAACCCUAAAAAAGGCACAGUGAAGUCUGAAAAACAGGACAAAGUCAAAUUCAACUUUGACAUGACGGCAUCCCCCAAGAUGCUCCUCGGUAAGUCUGUGAUGUCGGGAGGAGGGGGAUGUCGGAUCUCUGUGACGGACAUGCCCAGGUCACCAAUGAGCACCAAUUCUUCAGUUCACACCGGGUCAGACCUGGAGCAGGACGAACGGGGGGCGAAAAUGUCGUCGAGUCACUGCAGCGCUGGUGAAGACUCAAUGGAUUGUACAGCGUCCCCUGCAUCUCUGAAGACAAGUGGCAGCCCUAAGCCUCUGCUAACUACACCGGUCAAACAGGAGAGGAGCUCAGGCACAGGAGGAAUCCUUAACCUCAAUUUGGAUCGUGUUAAAGCUGAAAUGGACUUAAAGGAGCUGAGUGAGGCUGUACAACAACAGCAGCAGCAACAACAAGGGGCAACAGUUCUCCUCACCUCCCCCAAAAAACCUACCAGAAGUUUGGAUAAAACUAUAGAGAGCUGCAAGGCCCAGCUGGGAAUCAAUGAGAUCUCAGAUGAAAUGUGCGGCGGCGUUGAGCACUCUGACUCGGACGACUCUGAUAAAUGUGACUCCAGCGACAGUGAAGAUAUGUCUGACGACGAGCAGAAACCCAAGAACACUAACCACAACAACACUGUCCACAAAGACUCCAAAAAGAGAGCCAGAACCCUGUCCACUCAAGAACAAGACCAAGACUCAUCAACUGCUGGAGGAGCAUCAGGCGGGGAGAAGAAAACCUCGGAUCCCCAGACCAAAGACAAGUCAAGCGGUGGCGCAGAGAAAGACUCUAAGGACAAGAGCAAACCUCAGCCACAGAACCAGAAGGAGAAGACCAAGUCUGCGCAGGACGUCCGGCCGGCCGGUUCGGAGCCGGAUGUGGACUCAGACUCUGAGCGCGAGCUGGUGAUCGACCUCGGGGAAGAACAAGGCAGGAGGGAAAAGAAGAAAGCCAAGCGAGACACUCCAGCGGCCCCCGUUUCUACACUGAAAGAUCAGACAGGUGUUAAAACCGAUGGUAAAUCUUCUGCAUCUACUAGCAUUUUAGCUACUCCGUCCACAGAUACCACUUCAUCAUCUUCCUCCAAUCCUGCUCCAAAAGAUGCAGCAUCAUCAGCCAUCAAGCCUCCGGCCGCCGUCACAGCUCCAUCUACCACUCAAAGCAGCUCCACCUCUGCUGCUCAACCCGUGUCCACCGUCCCAUCCGCUGCUAAUGUGGUGAAGAAACAGCGUCCUCUGCUGCCCAAGGAGAGCACUCAACCUGCCCAGCGGCCUGCCACCUGGAGCCCUGCUGCUGGGAAAUGGCACGUGCAGAAGGUGCAGAAACAGCAGCAGCAGCAGCAGCAAAGUGAGACUGUUCCUCAGACAGCAACGCAGAGCCAAACACAGUCCCAGAGCUCAGCCAACAGCAGCAGCAGCAGCAGCACACGAUACCAGACCAGACAAUCUGUCAAAGUUCAUCAGAAGGACAGCUCACCUGCUAACACGGGGUCUGGAUCAUCCAUUUCCAGUCUAGCUGGAGAUUUCCUCACCCCUCCGGCCUCUGCUGAUGUCGCCGCCGACAUCGCCAAGUACACCACUAAAAUGAUGGACGUGAUCAAGGGAACAAUGACAGAGAUCUACAACGAUCUUUCUAAGAGCACGACGGGAAACACCAUUGCAGAGAUCCGGCGGUUGCGGAUCGAGAUUGAGAAACUGCAGUGGCUUCAUCAGCAGGAGCUGUCAGAGAUGAAGCACAACCUGGAGCUGACCAUGGCUGAAAUGAGGCAGAGUCUGGAGCAGGAGAGAGAGCGUCUGGUGUCAGAGGUGAAGAAACAGAUGGAGCUGGAGAAACAGCAAGCUGUGGAUGAGACCAAGAAAAAGCAGUGGUGUGCAAACUGCAAGAAAGAGGCCAUUUUCUACUGUUGCUGGAACACAAGUUACUGCGAUUACCCCUGCCAGCAGGCACACUGGCCUGAACACAUGAAGUCCUGCACACAGUCAGCCACAGCAUCUCAGCAGGAAACUGAAGCAGAAGCAAGUUCAGAUGCAGCCGGAAAACCUGUAGGACAGUCCCCUAAAACCCAACCACCACCAUCUGCUGAAAAAACAUCGCCUGCAAACCGAGGGCCUUCCCCUUCCACAGACAACACUAAAAGCAGCUCCUCGGUUGCGGUCUCAUAACCCGAGUUCAAGAUGUUGUUUUUUUUAUCUUCAGAACGGUGCCAUUCAAAGAGAGUCAGAUGUGAACACCAAAGGACCUUGACUCAUUUCAGACAGACUUCAUCAUGUUCACUUUCUGUUCACUACAUCAAACUCCACAUUAGGAUAACGCCUAUAAAAGUUUGAUUCAUUUCUACGUGCAUUUCGUAUUUGAAUUUGUGACUUGUUUAGUACAAAAAAACACCCUUUGAUAUACAAUAUGCAACUGUAAAACUGUUGUCCUUUUUUUUAUACAUAUCAGCUUUUGUAAACGUCGACAAAUGUGUUUGAUAUCAUUUUUUUUUCUUUUUAUGUGAAAGAUGCACUUAGAAGUGCCUCUGGAAGAGCGAGUUUAUUUCAUACAAAGGUAAAUGUAAAAAAAAGUGCGUGUUUGUACAAGGUCAAAAACGUUGGGAGUAUGAUUGUGAGUACUAAUAGAUUGUCACUACGUUUCUUGGAAAGAUUCAAGGAUUUCUAUCUUUAAUGUCUUUCACCCGUGAAAGGUUUCUUCAUAAAGAAACAAAAGGAGCAAAAAUCUAGAGGAGUAAAGGAAAAGAUUUUACUUAUUGUGGGCAUGUUUCUUUCUUCCUCUUGUCUUGUGAACUCUCUUGUUUACAUACUGUAAAUACAAAAGAAUAAGCAGAGAUGAUAUCUGUAUGAAAAAAUAAAGUCUUCAUGAGGCAAA